GUAAAGGUUGCAAGUUGCAGCCCACGAUGGCCCCGUCAACGUCGUCGUCGUCGUCGUCGUCAGCGACGACUUCGGUUCAAGUCGCGUUGCGGAUACGACCCCCGACAACGCAGGACAGUACCUCAAUUCCAGCUCGUUUUCAGAGGACCGUUAUACACUCGACUUCUUCAACAUCUGUGUCGAUAGAAACUUCAUCCUCUACCCCUCAGGCCUCUGGUGCAGCCGCCGCUUCAUCCUCUGCGACUGGUUCAGCACCCAAGAAGCAACAUUUUACCUUUGACCAGGUCCACGACCCUUCAGCUACACAACAUGCCCUCUUUACUUCCACAGCUCAGCCUCUCAUUUCUCGUUUUCUCGAAGGUUUCAAUUGCACCAUCCUUGCCUAUGGACAGACGUCCAGCGGUAAAACAUUCACCAUGACUGGUAUCGACCUCGACGCUAACCCCUCUGAUCCCAACAAUGGCAUGGGCAUUAUUCCUCGAGCAGUCUCUACAAUAUUUUCUCAAGCUCGCCAGCUCAAAGAAGAACGCGCGGGUUCCUGGACCUACUCGUUGAAAGGUUCUUUCAUUGAGAUUUACAAUGAAGACCUCAUUGAUCUGCUUAGUAUGGAUGACGGUGCUGGUGGUCGUCGAGAGGUGCAGAUCAGAGAGGAUAAAGAUGGUCACAUUAUUUGGGGUGGCCUGCGUGAAGUCAACGUGAAGAAUUCCAACGAAGUCAUGACCCUCAUUCGUAAAGGGACCUCCAUCCGACGCACAAACGAGACGGAUAUGAAUGCCCAAUCCUCCCGGUCUCAUGCUAUUUUCUCCCUCACUCUGACCCAGAAGAAAUAUACUGGCUCAGGGGCACCUCCCCGGUCAUCAUCCCCUUUACCUCCGGGUCGUUCACCAUCUCGUCUUGCUCGUCCUGGAUCUGUAUAUGCUGGAACGAUGUCCUCAUCGAAUGGAACAAGUCGAGUUAGCUCGCCAACUUUCGGCCGUCCCGCCACCCCCAGUUUCGCUGCAGCCAUGGGCCGAGGUGGCGGGCUACGCCCUUCGAGUGCUCUAGGUAAUCACGGGGACAGGCCCAAUAGUCACGACGACGACGCUGGCGAAUGGGUGACCAUUACCUCUAAAUUCCACUUUGUCGAUUUAGCCGGAUCCGAGCGGCUAAAACGAACAGCCGCCGCCGGAGAACGCAUAAAGGAAGGGAUCUCCAUCAACAGCGGUCUCCUAGCACUUGGAAACGUCAUUUCUGCUCUCGGAGACCCAUCUCGCGCCAAGUCACACACAGCGACCCACGUACCUUACCGUGAUUCCAAACUGACGCGUCUAUUGCAAGACUCUCUCGGGGGCAACGCACACACCCUCAUGAUCGCAUGCGUUAGUCCAGCAGAAUGGAACGCUGCUGAGACGGUAAACACCCUGAAGUAUGCCAACAGGGCGCGGAACAUCAAGAAUCGAGCGGUCGUAAACGAAAGAGAAGAAGGAUGGGACGAUGUAGAGUGGUUGCAGGGUACUAUCCUUCGGUUGAGGAAGGAGCUAAAAGCUUUGAAAAGCGGAGGCAGCGUCAGCACUCUUGCGGAUAUUCAAAAGGAAGAGGUCGUGCUCGAGGGUGCUGGAAAGAAAGUUCUCGCUCAGAUGACGGAGUUGCAAAAUAAUUAUGAAGACUUGCGGGAAAAGUUUGUAGAGAGGACCGAGGAGUUGACAAGGUUACGGCGGGAUGUUGGAGAACGACAUAGGAGCGGAAGCACGGGUGCGGUUUCUGGUACUGGAAAGUAUGAAGAAAUAGUCGGGCCGGUGAUUGAAGAGUACGAAAAGACCAUCAGUGCGAUGGAGGCAGAAUUGAGCUUAAACAGGGCUGCAUUGAGGCACACAAAUGAGAUGGUCGAAGAGAAGGAAGAGGAAUUGGCACUGGUUGUGGAGAGGCACGCAGCAACGGAACUGUAUGUGGAGGAACUGCGAAGCAGGGUUGGGAAGCUGAUAGAGAGAGAGGCAUCCACUGAGGCAUAUGUUCAUGAUUUGGAAGAGAAAAUGCGUUCUUACGACGAAUCGUCCAUCACCUCCUCUUCUUCGUUAACGGAUUUGAGGCGCGAGUUGACGCGAUUCAAAGAUACCGAAUCGCAUCAAUCACAGUACAUUGCUGAACUUGAAGCUCGCCUAGCGAAAUCUGACGAGUCUGUCAUCGUCCUACAGCAGAGCGUUGAUAGGCUUGAGCGCGAAGCCGAUCGUCGUCAAGAGGAAGUCAACGCGCUCCAGCGACGUUUGGAUGCUCUGACUAGUGAUGGGGAGGCAUGGCGAAGUGAUUUGGAGGAGAGAGAGCGGAAAGUAAAGGAGUUGGAGGUCAAGAUGAAUGAGUGGGAAAGGAAGAGAAGAGAAGCCAGCGAUACUCGCAUCCGCUUGGGCAGUGUCGUCGGCAGUGUGGAGGAAGCUAGACGAAGCUUACAACAGCUUUCGAAAGUGGACGAUGAUGAAGACUCAUCUACUCCACCGCCCAUCAGUCCCAUCGAGCCCACCGGUGCUCCCGAUAUCAAGUCUGAUUCUGUCCCUGGCUUGAUAGAAACUCCACAGCCUCCAGUCAUAAGCACUUCCUCUGACUCUCAACCUACCUCCCGUGCUACAUCUCCAUCUUCAUCUCGACCUAGGUCGCCUGUACAAUCUUCACAGAUCGAGAAACAAUUUCUUGCGCUCCAGCAAACCCACCAAGCGACACUGGCCGACCUGUCUUCUGUCACAAGCAAAUAUCGCGACGCACUACGCGAGAUAUCUGACCUCGCUGCUCAAAUACAGGAGGCCAAGCUUGGUAGCAUAAACGGGAAUUCAGAUGGUAUGAGCGAGGCGACAACCGAUUCCGAGUCUCCCAAUCCGCCUUUCAACACACUGAGUCCCAGCUCAAGCCCCGUCAAGCAUGCGGAUAGGAACAGUAUCAGAAGCAGAAGGAUGGUCAGCAAUGGCAGGUUGAGAGAAGGAAGCGAAGCAGGAUCCAUUGGCACAAACGGAGGAAGACGACUUUUUUUCAAGCAGGCGGCCUCAACAGAAUCGCUCCACUCGAGGUCGCUAUCGCAAUCGCAAUCGCUUUCACAGGAGCUCUCCUCGGUUCGCUCGCGCAAGGCGUCCUCCUCAAGUCAUGGAACCACUAGUUCGCAUUCGUCUUCCCACUCAUAUUCCUCGUUAAUCAAUGGUGGGGACCGAUCGGCAUCACGACCCAAUUUAUCUAUCUCUCUACCGAUUAACGGUUCUCCCACUGUGCCGUCGCAUCUUGAACGCUCGACAGCAAGUCUCGAGAAGGAAAUCAUGAGAUUGCAAGAAGUUCUGAAGGAGCGGGAAGCUGAAAUUACGUCUCUGGAGCAAUCACUAAGACAGAGCGAGUCCACAAAACUCGCCGUCACAACUGCUGGCUCAGUUUCUGCUCCUUCAACGACCUCAGCCGCCACGCCGACUGAGACGAACGCCACUACGCCCGAUACUGAGCAACCUCCAGAUGUCGAGGAGGUCGAUGGACAAGCGAUACCAGAGGCACACUUGUCUCCUAAGACCAUGCAUCAAUUUGACAAUAUCCGGAAGAGUAUACAAUUGAAUUUCAAUGGACAUAACGGCAUUGUUAGAGAGGAUGAUACAAGCUCCGAUGCCAAUCCAGACGAGAACUUGGAUCGUUUGAAUGAAUUGAUGCUCUCCAUGGCACAGAAAGAAAGCCAACAUCGGGAAGUUGUAGAUGAUCUGAAAGGGGAGCUCAGUCAGGUCAGACGGCAGCUUGAUGAGUUAACUACUUUGUCGCGAGAUCAGGCUCUUAACAUGUCGACCGAAGUGGAAGCUCUUAAGGAAAAGCACACCAACGAUUUAGCGAUUCUUGAGGCCAUGCAGAAACGCGAAACCGAGCUGAUCAAUGCCCUCGCCAAAUCUGAAGCUGACCACACCACCGCUCUUGCUGAGAUACAAACUCGUCACGAAGAAGUUUUACGUGAGAAGGAGGCUGAGGUGGAUCGUGUACUCACUUCCAUGAAAGAAGAACACGACGUCGCUCUCACUGCCCUGCACGGGGAACUCUCAACGGCAUCGUCUGCUCUACAGAAGGCCUUGGAGGAGCACGAAGCCGCGUUCGGCAAGCUCAAGGUCGAACACGCGGUAGAGCUCGAGUCUCGAUUGAAGGAGGCAAAUGAAAUUUUAGAGAGAGCGAACGAAGAGCACGAAAAUGCUAUGCUCAAGUCCGCCAAUGAGCAUGCGGAAGUUUUGAAGAAAAGGGAGGAGGAAAUCACUGUCUCUCUGCAUAAGACUGAGGAAGAGUACUAUAAUGCCUUGACCAAGCUUAGGAGUGACCAUACUCAAAGUUUGGAGAAACAGGCAGCGGAGCAUGUCGAGAUCUUGGAACAACUGAGGGCACAACAUGCUUCGGAGUUGCAAGCCAUCGAGACUGCUAAGGCGGGUUCCCUCUCUGAAUCUCAGUCGCAGCAAUUUGCGGCUCUCGAGGGCCUUCGAGCUCAGCAUGCAGAUGCGCUGACUCGGGCAGAGAGCAGGUACAAAGAAGACAUAAAUAACCUCAAGGCGGAACACUCGCGGGCGUUGACUGCCAAGCAAGACCAGGAUACCACCGAACUGGAGAAGCUGCGCGCCGAACAGGAAGCCAUCAUAACCAGGUUGAAGGAGAAUUGGGAGACUGAAACUGCACAGCUCAACAGAGCUCUGGAUGCACUUAAAAAUGAAUCCUCCGACGCUUCGGUCAAGGUUCGGGCAGAGCUCGAAGAAAGCCUCAGAUUCCAGAAGGAACAACAAUCGAUUAUGCUCCAGGACAUCGAACGCGGCCAUCAGGAGGAACUCGCAGCAUUGAGGGAAAGCCACGAAACCGAGCUCACGCGGUCGGUUACCCAAAGCGAAGAGCAAUUUUCCGCUCACGUUCGUUCACAAACGGAGGAGUUUGACAAGCUCAAAACCCAACAUCAGGCGGAGAUUUCUGCUUUCAGCGCACGCCUUGCAACAAUACAGGAACAACACCAAGCCGAGUUGGAGGAGCUCAAGGUUGUCGGGGAGCGGAAGAUUGCAGAAGAAAAGGCACGGUUUUCAGAGACUUUGAACGAGAUGAAGCUUGGUCAUGCCAAAGAGCUCGAUGCACUGCGUCAAGAUCAUGAAAUACUCUUGGAGGAGCUUGAGUCAUACAAAGCUGCCGCUGAUGAAUUUGCCUUGCAACGACAACAAUCUCUAGAGACACAUGAACGAUCUCUUGCAGAGAAGGACGGUAUCGCUAUGGAUAUUAAGAACAAGUUCCUCCAAUCUCAAGCUGAACGUGACGAGCUAGCUGGAGAGGUUGCUGACCUACGCGCAGAAUUGGAAAGAACCCGCAAUGAGCAGUCAAAACUUGUACAGGAGGCUUCCAAACGGGAAUCUUUGGUGGAGGAUCUUGAGCGGCAUCGGUCUGUCCUAGCGGAGAUGCAAGAAAACCUGCAAAAGGUCAAAGACGAAAAAGAUACCCUACAGACAGAGAAGAACCGGUUCGACACCCUCGUUCGAGAACUACAGGCUCAGAUCGCCCGUAGUGCAUCCCCUCCUAACGGCAGACCCGCCAACGAGCGUAAUAUGUCUUAUCGUGUCACUGGUAUUCAAGGCGUAAAACUUCCUCCUCCUACUCCCCCACCAUCCGUACCACCGCCACCAGCUCCUCGCAUGACACAGCAUGAUGUUGGACACAACAUCUCCUCACAAACAUCCUCAGCAUUAUCCUCUUCCUCUCGCGAUUCACAAAUGCAGGCUGAGUCUCCGGCCACUUCUAUUGGUCCAGGAUCAUUGCUUGCUGCUUCUACAUCUGAUAAGCAGGUUAUUGCCAAGGUCGAACAACAGGCGAAGCAACUCGAAGAACAAGAGGCGAUGAUUAAGACACUAAACAAGCAACUUACGCAUUGUGAAAGCGAUCUCCAAACACACAUGGAUUUAGUCAGUACAUUAGAGACGUCUCUAGGUGAUUCGGAAAAGAAUCUCCGCAAGGCUCGUAUGCACGCGACGGAGCUUGCCAGGGAACGCGAUCGCCUAAAUAACGAGAUCGAAACGCUUCGCCGAGACCUCACGGAGACCAAACGUGAAGUUGUUACUGUCCGACAAUCCAUUGUCGAGGAGAAACAGUCUUACGAGCAGCGACUGGAUGAAGAGCGUAAAGCCAAGGAAAGAGCACGACAACAGCUCGAUCUUCGAAUGGAAGAGUUAACGCUUAAGCGAAAAUCCAAAUUUGCCUGUCUCUAAUAUCUAAAUCUCCAGUGCAAUACUCCACACCGCGCUGCCUUACAUUCGUUUUCUUUCUGUACAUGUCCAUCCAUCUCUCGCACUCUUUUUUUUUUUUCUUUUGCUCUCCGGUUUUGAUUUAUAUCCAAUCCGCCGUAUCCCGAUUAAUGUGAUACCCGCGAAGUUCAGCAAUUGUUUACCAUAGCUUCGACGACAGUUCCUUUUCCUUGCUCUUUUCCUUAUGAUUUCUUCCUUUUAACUCAUAUGUAUGGUAUUAAUUUUUAUGUCAGUAGUCUAUCCUUUAUAUCCCAAAGGCCAAUGAAAUCGCCUGUAUCUCCUG
Marasmius oreades (fairy-ring Marasmius) is the source of this 6516-nucleotide messenger RNA. RefSeq lists its product as uncharacterized. Lineage: Eukaryota; Fungi; Basidiomycota; Agaricomycetes; Agaricales; Marasmiaceae. Gene Ontology annotation, molecular function: microtubule binding; ATP binding; microtubule motor activity. The coding region runs from base 27 to 6197 and encodes 2056 amino acids. The transcript has 9 exons. The record is from RefSeq and is a predicted model, not a curated record. Gene Ontology annotation, biological process: mitotic spindle organization; microtubule-based movement.